Molecule: messenger RNA, 501 nt
Organism: Diversispora eburnea
Lineage: Eukaryota; Fungi; Glomeromycota; Glomeromycetes; Diversisporales; Diversisporaceae
Source: the annotation of a GenBank genome assembly
AUGAAUUUUUUGGGUCUAAACAAUAAGAAUAAAACUUUUAAGCCAAAAAAAAAUGUACCCGAAGGCACAAAACAAUAUGAUCUUCAAAAGUACGCAGAAGCAACACUUUGUUCUGGGAAUUUGAAACUUGCAGUAGUAUUACCAGAUGGAGAAGAUAUCAACGAAUGGUUAGCUGUCAAUAAAUAUAUAGAUAAUUUAAUGGAAUGGGUACAAAAUCAACUUAAUGAUGAAAACUUGUUUCCUAGUAAAAUAGGAGUUCCUUUUCCAAAAAAUUUUCAAUCAUCCGUCAAAGUAAUAUUCAAACGAUUAUUUCGUGUUUAUGCUCAUAUUUAUUUAUCCCAUUUCCCUGCUAUUAUAGCAUUAGGUGAAGAAGCCCAUUUAAAUACCAGCUUUAAACAUUUUAUUUAUUUUGUUCAGGAAUUUCAGUUAAUAGAAAAAAAGGAAUUACAGCCUUUAACUGAAUUAAUUGUUACUUUAACUAGUAAAGAUCAAAAUAUUUAG